UCUUAUCUCUUUUCUCUCUCUUCACUUCUUUCACUGGCAGCAAAUCAUAAAAAGGUCGAAACUUUCCUUUCCCCUUUCCCCACUAUAUAAUUCCUCCAACGAGCACCUCUAGGGUUUAUAGAUGGCGGAAGAGAGGAGCUUGAACGGCGAGGACGACAGUUUCUUCGAUUCCGAUCAAAAUAACGACGAAAUCAGCAAGAGAAUCGAGAGCCUGACGGCGGAGAUCGAGGAGAUGAGAGGAUCCGAAGCCAAGGCGAGGCGCAAGAUGGGGGAGAUGGAGAGGGAGAUCGACAAAUCGGAGGAGGAGAAGAAGGUUCUCGAGGCUAUAGCUGAGAGAUCCUCCGAGCUCGAGGCGGAAAAGGCGAGGCUUCUGCAAGAACUCGUUACGGCUAAGGCUGAAAAGGAAGAGGCUGAGAAGGAGGCGGAGAAGCUCAGGGAUGAGAUUUCUCAGAAGGGGGAUGGGAUCGAGGAGCUGGAGAAGGAGGUUGAUGAGUUGAGGAUGGCUAAAGAGGAGAACGAGAGGAGGAUGAAGGAGUUGGAGGCAAAGCUUAAUGCUUUGGAGGCGAAGGAGUUGGAGGAGAGGAACAAGAAGGUGAGAGCGGAGGAGGAGAUGAGGGAUAGGAUUGGUAACAAGGGGAAGGAGGUUGAUGAGUUGAAGGAGAAGGUGAAGAGUUUGGAAUCUAAUGUGGCUGAAGGGAGAGCAGAGGUGGAGAAGUGGAGGACGGAGAAGAAGGUCGUGGAGGAUUCGUUGAGAGAGUCUGAGAAGAGAGUGGCGGGGUUGGAGUCUGAGAUUGUGGUGCUGGAGAGACAGAUGGAUGAGUCUGAGAAGAUGAUUAGCGGGUUGAAGAACAUGGUUGAGCCGGUUAAUGGCGUAGAGGCUGUUAGGUCGUGGUCGCCGGGGGCUGUGAGUGGUGGUUCUGGUGGGGCUAUGGCUGCUGUUGCGGUUGUUGCUGUGGCGGGAGCAGCUGUUGUCUUCUAUGUUUACCGCUCGAAGAAGGCUUGAUUCUCGAGGUAGAGUUUUGUGGAAGUUUGAUUUCUUUUGUUUUUGGAGUGUUUCUUACGGUAAUACCUUUUCUUGUUAUGUGAUUGGUUUCACAACUUAGUAGUUUUACUUUAUAUUGUGUGUUUUGUUUACAUCUUUCGUUACAA
This is a messenger RNA of Brassica oleracea var. oleracea, 1149 nucleotides long. Its product is annotated as peroxisomal and mitochondrial division factor 2. Bases 122 to 1003 code for a protein of 293 amino acids. The transcript has a single exon. The record is from RefSeq and is a predicted model, not a curated record. Lineage: Eukaryota; Viridiplantae; Streptophyta; Magnoliopsida; Brassicales; Brassicaceae.